ACGUGUUUAUCAUUAUAUCAAGUUUAAUAGGUUAGCUUUUUAUUAUAAACUAACAAUUUUAUAAUAAAUAUAAUUGUUAAUAUCUCUUUUAGUUUAAUAACUAAUUAAUUAAAAAAAAAAAAAAAACAACCGUAACAAUGACUGUUGUUGAAGUUAAUAAGAAAAGAAAACUAAGUGAAAAUGUGGUUGACAAUAACAAUGAUGAUGGUGAUGGUGAUGUUGUUGAUGAUGAUAAAUGUAUUGAAAAAAAAAGUAAUAAUAAAAAAGUAAAAAUUGAUAAUGCUGGAAGUGCUUUAGAAAUAAUACGUUCACUUGAUACAAUAGAUAAAAAAAAUAUGAGUAAUGUUGCUGAAAUAUUUUCAAAAUUUCAAGUAGCAAUAAUGAAAAUACUAAAAAAUUAUCCACAAUAUCAAAUACAAGCAAUAGAAGCAUGUCGUUAUUUAAUAAAUUAUCAUUUAUCAUCAGUACAUUCAAUGUUAUCAACUCAAAGUAAUCCAGGACAACGUAAAAUUAUAUUACGUUUAUUAGCAUCAAUAGUAUCACUUGGUGAUAAUCUACCACGAGAAUUAUUAAAUCAUAUAUCAUUUCAUCAAGAAACACUUGAUAUGUUAUCACAACAUACAAAACCAACUGAUCCAGGAAGUGUAAGAACAUGUUUUAUACAUUUUAUUAUGUCAUAUCUUAUUGAUACAGAUUUACAAAUUGUUAAAACAUUAUUAGAUAAACGUGGUUUAUUAUCAUCAAUAUUUAAUGAUUUAAUAUAUGAUUCUCAUGUAACUAUUAAUUUAGUAUUAACAACAGUUAAAAAAUAUGUAUUAGAAAUGCCUGGUAUAUCAAAAACAAUAAAACUUCAUGUAUUUUCAACACCAAUAUUACAAAAUUUAGUAUCAUUGUAUAAUUGGAAAGGACCAAAAUGUUGGCCUGGUUUAAGACAAAAAACUAAAAUAGAACCACCAACAACAUUUGAAUAUUCAGAAGAAAAAAGUAUUGCUGUUGAUGCUGUACAUGAUUUUUUAUUGGUAUUAUUAACAUCAAAUAAAUAUGGAGUUAUAUUUAAUGAUAAAAGUCUUGGUACAACUGGUAAAAAAAAUAAUCAACUUGUUAAUACAAUAUUACAAAGUAUGGAUAAACCAUGGGAACAUGAAAAACCAUGUGAACUUGUAAUUAAAAUAUUAGCUGCAUGUCCAGAUCUUAUACGUUCACAGCUAAUGUAUACUGAACCAUAUUUAGAACCAAGAAUAUCUAAAAAAUGGCUUGCUGUUAUGAAAUUUAUAAGAAAUAUAUUUGAUAAUAUUAAUACAAAUAUAUUAGAAACAUGUUUACCAGAAUUAUCAAUGUCACAAUUAAUAAGUGCAACAUGUACACUAAGUAUGCCAAAUGUUGUAUUACAAAAAUCAAUUAUUCCAUCAAUUAAUAAUGAAAGUAUUAUUUUACGUCAUGAAGCUAUUAUUACAUUGACAAUAAUGUUAAAAAAAAUUAAAUCAUUUAUGGAUAUUGCUGAAAAAAAAUUACCAACACGUGCUGAUUAUUUACAAUAUAAAACAGCAAUUAAUGAUUAUAUUUUAAAAAAUAUGCCAAACAUUGAAGCAAUUUUAAAAACUUGGAAUCAAGCUGGUGAAACUGUUGAUGCAUCAAAAGCCAAUGAAGAAAUUGAUGAUAAUCUUGAUCCAUUAAAAUCAAUACAUUAUUCUUGUAUUCUUGAUUUACUUGAAGCAUAUCAUGAUGUUAAUCCAGAAUUUUUAAAUACUGAAUUAAUUACAGAUACUACAACUACUACUAAUAAAAUUCAACCAAGUACUUUGUUAAAUUUUACUGAUGACAUUGAGGAUAUUGAUGAUGAAAUAAUUAAUAAAAUGAAAAUAAAAGCAAUUAAAAUAGUAUUAUAUUUAAAUGAAGAAGCAUUUAAACCACAAGAAAAAUUAUUUAAUGAAUCAAUUCCAUUUUUAGUAUCAAUAUUAAAUCAUGAAUCACAAGAAUUAAAUAUUGAAGCUAAAAAAAUAUUAAAAAUGUUAUUUAAAACAUCAAAAAUGUUUGAUGAAUGCACUGAUCAAAUUGACAUUUGGAUAAAUACAUUUCAAUUAUUAGAAAAUCAUGAAAAACAAGAAGUUUCAAUUUGGCUUGUUAAUAUUAUAAAAAAAACAUCAAAAAAAUCAGAUAAAUAUUUAAAUAAAAUUACUGAAAUUGAACAAAAAAUAAAAUUAAACACAAUUCCAUUAAUUCUCAGUUCAACUCUUGAUAGUUUAACUAAAAAAUCAAAUGACAGUGCUGUUAAAUAUAUUUCAUUUGUAACAAUAUUCACUCUACAUUGUCAAAUUGAUCCAGAAGCACUUAUUAAACUUUGUCAAGAUAUUGAAAAUUUUCCAGUAAACUAUAUAAAUAGCUGGAAAAAUGAUUCAACACCAGUUGCAAUUGAUCCACCAUUUGCAAAUAAUUGUGUCUUAAAAUUUAGUAAAAUAUUAAUGUCAAAUAAAGACAUUAAUAUUGAAGAAAAUUUUAACAAACAAAUUAACUUACAAACAAAACAAGAAUUACGAGAUUUAUUUAGAAUGACAUUGUUUUAUUUAACUCAAUUUAUAAAACGUGAAAAAUUAUCAUCAAUUAAUAUUGAAAAAUACAAGCUAGCUAUUAUUUAUUUAUUGGAUUAUUCAAAAAUCAUGGAAACAAAUAUUAAUGAUUCAACAAUAGCAUUUGAAUGUUCAAAAUUAUUUAUUAAUAAUCCAAUAAUUAUUGAUAAUUUUUCACCAGUUAAAAAUUCACCGAAUGACUCAAAAAUCAUUGUGACAAAUGUAAUUUUUGAUAUAUUUAACAAAAUACAAGAUAUUAAUGAUAAAAAUAAUUUACAAGAAUUAUUUUUAUUAUUUAAAAAUAAAUUAAUUGAUGAGUUAAAAAUAAUAAUACAUAAAACUGUUGCCGGUGGAAGAAGAUUAAUGAAAUCAAUAAAAUUAUUAGAAUUUAUUGAAAUUUUACAAUUAAAUAAUAACGAUAUAUUUGAUUUAUUGAAAAGUAUCAUGUCAUUAUACAAAGAAACUUUCAUAAUACAAGAAAAAACAUCAUUAUCAAUAAUGGGAAAACUUGCAGCAAAAUUAAUUGAAUUAUUAGCUGAUAGAAAAAUUAAUAAUGUCACAAUUGAAACAAAUAUAAUACACAAAUUUUGUAUUCAAAUGAGUCAACUUAAAAUAAAUAAUGAAAUUGAUUUUUCAUUAUGGGAAAAUUGUUUAAUUAAAUUUUUAACAAGUUAUCCUGGUACAAUUAUUAAAAUUGAUGCAAAAAUAUUUAAUAGUUUAAUAAGCAAUAAAAUAAAUUCAUCAACAAUUAAAUUAAUUUCAUUUUUAACUGGUAAUAAUGAAAAAUUAAUUCCAGUUUUUAUUAAUUAUGCAAUGAAUGAAAAAAAAAUUAUUCAACAAAGUGAUUUAAUAUUUUCUGUUAUAUCAAGUAAUUUAAAAUAUAAUUGGAGUAAAAAAUUUAUCAAAAAAAUAUAUAAAAAUUAUAAAGAUGAAUUAAUUAGCUAUUUUAAAUUUAAUGAAGAAGAAAAUAUUAAAAAAUGGAUAUCAAUGGAUAAUGUUAAAGCUAUAUCAUAUGUAAUUGAUUCAUGUCUUAAAUUAGAUACUUUUGAAGAUAUUAAAACUUUUAUAUUAACUGCUGGUGACAAGCUUGAAUCUGUGGACUUAGUUUAUAUUAAACUUUUACGAAGCUUAUUUGAAAAAUCAACAAAGCUAACAGAAACAUCUGAAGAAACAUUAAAAACACUUCUUCAAAUAUUUAUGAAAUUAGCUGUAUCAACAUUAAAAAAAGAUUCUAAAAAUGAUGAAAAAUUAGAUAUUAUUUCAAAUAAUUUGUGUGAUGUUGUUGAAAUGCUAAAGUUAAAUAAUAAAAAUUAUACAUUUGAAGAUUUAAAUAAGCAUCAUUUGUGGCCACAAUUUACAAGAUUUUCAUUAAAAUUAGGCUUAAAAAUAUCUAAAAAUGAUACAAAAAAACAACCAUCAAUAAUAAAAAGUUUAACAAAAGUAUGUGAUAUUGCAUAUACAAAUAAAUGUGAAAAUGAAUAUGUUAAAAAUUUAUUUGAAAUGACAACAUCACAUUCAGAAUUUAUAAAUUUAAUGUUAAGUUCACAAAUUGUUAAAACUCAUUUAUUAGAACUUUUAUAUGUUCUUGUUAAAAAAAAUCAUUCAAUUAUGAAUUCAACCCAAUUACCAUUAUAUUUAUCAGCAUACAAUGCAACAUUAAAUGAAUCUGAUCAAUGGAUAUUAAAAAUUUUACAACACUACGAAAAUGAAAAUAUUAAAUUUACAAAUUAUAAACCAUAUUUAUUUGGUGAAGCAGCAGCUUCACAUUAUAGUGUUAAAAAUGAAGCUGAUUCAGCUCUAUGGAGACAACAACAAAUAUCAACAUCACAAGUAUUAGAUUUAUUUAAUAUUGAAACAGUUAAAAAUACAAUUGAAAAUUAUCCAGUUAAAAGAAGUCUAAUAAUUGAUGAUAUUGAUACACCAAAUAAUAUAUAUGAUCCAGCAUUUUAUUUACCUCUAUUAAAUUAUAUAUUAGAUGGUAGUAAUGUUGUUGCUUGUCAUAAAAUUACACAAACUGGAGUACUUGCAUUAGUACUUGCUUCUUGUGGUUCUGAAUCAUCUGAUAUUAGAAUGGCUGCAUUUACUGUUAUAUCAAGAUUUUAUUUUCAUCUUGAAGGAACAAAUUCAAAAGAAAAAUAUUUAUGGAUUAGAUUUAUUGAUUCAAUUAGAAAUGGUAUUGUAUCAUUUGAUAAUUCAUUGGAAAAUAUACGUUUAAGUUGUUUGGUAUCAACAUUUUUAGCAAAAUCAGCAUUAGUAUUAACACAACCAAGUAAUCCAUUAUAUGCACCAUUAAAUAAAUUUUUCAUGGCUAAACCAGCACUUGAAUUAAAUACAAUACCAGAAUUUUUAACAUUAUUUCAUAGUUCAGAAAUUCAACAUAAACUUCAUAGACAUUGGAUACUUGAAAUUAUUCGUGAUGGUAUGAAGACAGAACUUGACAUGGAAAUUGCACUUAAAUGUGUUAUUUUUAGAAUUAUUUGUUGUUUUUAUAAUUCAAUUUUAGCUGAUCCAAUAACCAAGAGUCUUAUUCUUCAAGUUAUUGGUGCAAGUGUUAAAAUUCCAAAAGCAGCAUUGAUGCUAACACGAGGUUACGGUCUACUUGUUUGGCUUGAUGAAGCAAGAAAACAAUUAUCUCCACGUGAUAUUGAAAAUAAAAAUUUAAUAUCAAAUAUACUUGCUCUUACAUCAUAA
Molecule: messenger RNA, 5255 nt
Organism: Aphidius gifuensis
Lineage: Eukaryota; Metazoa; Arthropoda; Insecta; Hymenoptera; Braconidae
Product: nucleolar pre-ribosomal-associated protein 1
Exons: 2
Coding region: 138-5255 (1705 amino acids)
Biological process (GO): maturation of LSU-rRNA from tricistronic rRNA transcript (SSU-rRNA, 5.8S rRNA, LSU-rRNA); maturation of 5.8S rRNA from tricistronic rRNA transcript (SSU-rRNA, 5.8S rRNA, LSU-rRNA)
Cellular component (GO): nucleolus
Source: RefSeq, a predicted model, not a curated record